Knipowitschia caucasica is the source of this 8880-nucleotide messenger RNA. The record is from the annotation of a GenBank genome assembly. NCBI's taxonomy places the organism in Eukaryota, Metazoa, Chordata, Actinopteri, Gobiiformes, Gobiidae.
AUGUUGGGCCAGCAGUGCGGGGCCAACAUCGGAGCCAGCGGCGGAGCUAGCAGCGGGGCCAACAUCGGAGCCAGCGGCGGAGCUAGCAGCGGGGCCAACAUCGGAGCCAGCGGCGGAGCUAGUAGCGGGGCCAACAUCGGAGCCAGCGGGGGAGCUUGCAACGGAGCCGGUAACGGAGUCGACAGCAGUGCAAAGAAGGGAUUGUCCACUGUUGAUGAUGAGGGUCAGGCUGCUUCUCCUGGUGUUAUUACCAGUCGUGAUGAAUGUCCAACAAGCGGAAAGUUCACUGAGGGACAGGUGUCCAGACAGGACCACAACAGCACCUCCAACAACCACCACAACAACGGUUCCUCCAACAACCACCACAACAACUCCUCCAACAACCACCACAACUGCAGCUCCUACAACAACUACCACCACAUCGGCUCCUCCAACAACCACCGCACCUCCAACAACCACCACAACAACAGCACCUCCAACAACCACCACAACCACAGCUCCUCCAACAACCACCACAACAGCUCCUCCAACAACCACAACUACAGGUCCUCCAACAACCACCACUACAACAGCACCUCCAACAACCACCACAACAACAGCUCCUCCAACAACCACCACAACCACAGCUCCUCCAACAACCACCACAACAGCUCCUCCAACAACCACAACUACAGGUCCUCCAACAACCACCACUACAACAGCACCUCCAACAACCACCACAACAGCUCCCCCAACAACCACCACAACAACAGCUCCUCCAACAACCACCACAACAUCGGCUCCUCCAACAACCACCACUACAACAGCACCUCCAACAACCACCACAACAUCGGCUCCUCCAACAACUACCACAACGACAGCUCCUCCAACAACCACCACAACAACAGCUCCUCCAACAACCACCACAACCACAGCUCCUCCAACAACCACCACAACAGCUCCUCCAACAACCACAACUACAGGUCCUCCAACAACCACCACUACAACAGCACCUCCAACAACCACCACAACAGCUCCCCCAACAACCACCACAACAACAGCUCCUCCAACAACCACCACAACAUCGGCUCCUCCAACAACCACCACUACAACAGCACCUCCAACAACCACCACAACAUCGGCUCCUCCAACAACUACCACAACUACAGGUCCUCCAACAACCACCACUACAACAGCACCUCCAACAACCACCACAACAGCUCCCCCAACAACCACCACAACAACAGCUCCUCCAACAACCACCACAACAUCGGCUCCUCCAACAACCACCACUACAACAGCACCUCCAACAACCACCACAACAUCGCCUCCUCCAACAACCACCACAACAACAGCUCCUCCAACAACCACCACAACCACAGCUCCUCCAACAACCACCACAACCACAGCUCCUCCAACAACCACCAAAACAGCUCCUCCAACAACCACAACGACAGCUCCUCCAACAACCACUACAACAGCACCUCCAACAACCACCACCACAACAGCUCCCCCAACAACCACCACAACAACAGCUCCUCCAACAACCACCACAACAUCGGCUCCUCCAACAACCACCACAACAACGGUUCCUCCAACAACCACCACAACAACAGCACCUCCAACAACCACCACAACAACAGCUCCUCCAACAACCACCACCACAUCGGCUCCUCCAACAACCACCACAUCAACAGCUCCUCCAACAACCACCACUACAACAGCACCUCCAACAACCACGACAACAACAGGUCCUCCAACAACCACCACAACCACCGCUCCUCCAACAACCACCACAACAACAGCUCCUCCAACAACCACCACUACAACAGCACCUCCAACAACUACCACAACUACAGCUCCUCCAACAACCACCACAACAGCUCCUCUAACAACCACAACCACCGCUCCUCCAACAACCACCACAACAACAGCUCCUCCAACAACCACAACAACUACAGGUCCUCCAACAACCACCACAACAACAGCACCUCCAACAACCACCACAACCACCGCUCCUCCAACAACCACCACAACAGCUCCUCCAACAACCACCACUACAACAGCACCUCCAACAACUACCACAACCACAGCUCCUCCAACAACCACCACAACAACAGCUCCUCCAACAACCACCACAACCACCGCUCCUCCAACAACCACCACAACAACAGCUCCUCUAACAACCACCACAACAACAGCACCUCCAACAACUACCACAACCACAGCUCCUCUAACAACCACAACCACAGCUCCCCCAACAACCACAACAACUACAGGUCCUCCAACAACCACCACUACAACAGCACGUCCAACAACCACCACAACCACCGCUCCCCCAACAACCACCACAUCAACAGCUCCUCCAACAACCACAACAACUACAGGUCCUCCAACAACCACCACUACAACAGCACCUCCAACAACCACGACAACAACAGUUCCUCCAACAACCACCACAACAGCUCCUCCAACAACCACCACAACCACCGCUCCUCCAACAACCACCACAACAACAGCUCCUCCAACAACCACCACACCAGCUCCUCUAACAACCACAACCACCGCUCCUCCAACAACCACCACAACAACAGCUCCUCCAACAACCACAACAACUACAGCACCUCCAACAACUACCACAACCACAGCUCCUCCAACAACCACCACCACAACAGCACCUCCAACAACCACCACAACCACCGCUCCCCCAACAACCACCACAUCAACAGCUCCUCCAACAACCACCACUACAACAGCACCUCCAACAACCACGACAACAACGGUUCCUCCAACAACCACCACAACAGCUCCUCCAACAACCACCACAACCACCGCUCCUCCAACAACCACCACAACAACAGCUUCUCCAACAACCACCACAACUACAGAUCCUCCAACAACCACCACUACAACAGCACCUCCAACAACUACCACAACUACAGCUACUCCAACAACAACCACAACAGCUCCUCCAACAACCACCACAACCACCGCUCCUCCAACAACCACCACAACAACAGCUCCUCUAACAACCACCACGACAACAGCACCUCCAACAACUACCACAACCACAGCUCCUCCAACAACCACCACAACAGCUCCUCUAACAACCACAACCACAGCUCCUCUAACAACCACCACAACAGCUCCUCUAACAACCACAGCUCCCCCAACAACCACAACAACUACAGAUCCUCCAACAACCACCACUACAACAGCAGCACCUCCAACAACUACCACAACCACAGCUCCUCCAACAACCACCACAACAGCUCCUCUAACAACCACAACCACAGCUCCCCCAACAACCACAACAACUACAGGUCCUCCAACAACCACCACUACAACAGCACCUCCAACAACCACCACAACAACGGUUCUUCCAACAACCACCACAACAGCUCCUCCAACAACCACCACAACAACAGCACCUCCAACAACUACCACAACCACAGCUCCUCCAACAACCACCACAACAGCUCCUCUAACAACCACAACCACAGCUCCCCCUGCAACCACAACAACUACAGAUCCUCCAACAACCACCACUACAACAGCACCUCCAACAACUACCACAACCACAGCUCCUCCAACAACCACCACAACAGCUCCUCUAACAACCACAACCACAGCUCCCCCAACAACCACAACAACUACAGGUCCUCCAACAACCACCACUACAACAGCACCUCCAACAACCACCACAACCACCGGUCCUCCAACAACCACCACAACAACGGUUCCUCCAACAACCACCACAACCACAGCUCCUCCAACAACCACAACCACAGCUCCCCCAACAACCACAACAACUACAGGUCCUCCAACAUCCACCACAACAACAGCUCCUCCAACAACCACCACAACCACAGCUCCUCCAACAACCACAACCACAGCUCCCCCAACAACCACAACAACCACCGGUCCUCCAACAACCACCACAACAACAGCUCCUCCAACAACCACCACUACAACAGCACCUCCAACAACUACCACAACCACAGCUCCUCCAACAACAACAACCACAACAGCCCCUCCAACAACCACAACUACAGGUCCUCCAACAACCACCACUACAACAGCACCUCCAACAACUACCACAACCACAGCUUCCCCAACAACCACCACUACAACAGCACCUCCAACAACCACCACAACCACCGGUCCUCCAACAACCGCCACAACAACAGCUCCUCCAACAACCACCACCACAUCGGCUCCUCCAACAACCACCACAACCACCGCUCCUCCAACAACCACCACAACAACAGCACCUCCAACAACCAACUCAACAACGGUUCCUCCAACGACCACCACAACUACAAAUCCUCCAACAACCACCACAACCACCGCUCCUCCAACAACCACCACAACAAUAGCUCCUCCAACAACCACCACAACCACCGCUCCUCCAACAACCACCACAACAACAGCUCCUCCAACAACCACCACAACUACAGGUCCUCCAACAACCAACACUGCAACAGCACCUCCGACAACCACCACAACAACGAUUCCUCCAACAACCACCACAACAGCUCCUCUAACAACCACAACCACAGCUCCCCCAACAACCACAACAACUACAGGUCCUCCAACAACAACCACAACCACAGCUCCUCCAACAACCACCACAACAGCUCCUCCAACAACCACAGCUCCCCCAACAACCACCACUACAACAGCACCUCCAACAACUACCACAACCACAGCUCCCCCAACAACCACCACUACAACAGCACCUCCAACAACCACCACAACCACCGGUCCUCCAACAACCACCACCACAACAACUCCUCCAACAACCACCACUACAACAGCACCUCCAACAACUACCACAACCACAGCUUCCCCAACAACCACCACAACAACAGCUCCUCCAACAACCACCACCACAUCGGCUCCUCCAACAACCACCACUACAACAGCACCUCCAACAACUACCACAACCACAGCUUCCCAAACAACCACCACUACAACAGCACCUCCAACAACCACCACAACCACCGCUCCUCCAACAACCACCACAACAACAGCACCUCCAACAACCACCUCAACAACGGUUCCUCCAACGACCACCACAACUACAAAUCCUCCAACAACCACCACUACAACAGCACUUCCAACAACUACCACAACCACAGCUCCUCCAACAACCACCACAACAGCUCCUCCAACAACCACAACUACAGGUUGUCCAACAACCAACACUGCAACAGCACCUCCAACAACCACCACAACAACGAUUCCUCCAACAACCACCACAACCACCGCUCCUCCAACAACCACCACAACUACAGAUCCUCCAACAACCACCACUACAACAGCACCUCCAACAACUACCACAACCACAGCUCCCCUAACAACCACCACUACAACAGCACCUCCAACAACUACCACAACCACAGCUCCCCUAACAACCACCACUACAACAGCACCUCCAACAACCACCACCACAUCGGCUCCUCCAACAACCACCACAACCACCGCUCCUCCAACAACCACCACCACAACAGCUCCUCCAACAACCACCACAACCACCGCUCCUCCAACAACCACCACAACUACAGAUCCUCCAACAACCACCACUACAACAGCACCUCCAACAACUACCACAACCACAGCUCCCCUAACAACCACCACUACAACAGCACCUCCAACAACCACCACCACAUCGGCUCCUCCAACAACCACCACAACCACCGCUCCUCCAACAACCACCACAACAAUAGCUCCUCCAACAACCACCACAACCACCGCUCCUCCAACAACCACCACAACAACUGCUCCUCCAACAACCACCACAACUACAGGUCCUCCAAAAACCAACACUGCAACAGCACCUCCAACAACCACCACAACAACGAUUCCUCCAACAACCACCACAACAGCUCCUCCAACAACCACCACAACCACCGCUCCUCCAACAACCACCACAACAACAGCUCCUGCAACAACCACCACAACCACAGCUCCCCCAACAACCACAACAACUACAGAUCCUCCAACAACCACCACUACAACAGCACCUCCAACAACUACCACAACCACAGCUCCCCUAACAACCACCACUACAACAGCACCUCCAACAACCACCACAACAACAGCACCUCCAACAUCUACCACAACCACAGCUCCCCUAACAACCACCACUACAACAGCACCUCCAACAACCACCACAACAACAGCUCCUCCAACAACCACCACCACAUUGGCUCCUCCAACAACCACCACAACCACCGCUCCUCCAACAACCACCACAACAACAGCUCCUCCAACAACCACCACAACUACAGAUCCUCCAACAACCACCACCACAACAGCACCUCCAACAACUACCACAACCACAGCUCCUCCAACAACCACCACAACACUUCUUCCAACAACCACAACUACAGCUCCUCCAACAACCACCACCACAACAGCACCUCCAACAACUACCACAACCACAGCUCCUCCAACAACCACCACAACACUUCUUCCAACAACCACAACAACAGCACCUCCAACAACCACCACAACCACCGCUCCCCCAACAACCACCACAUCAACAGCUCCUCCAACAACCACCACAACAACGGUUCCUCAAACAACCACCACAACAACUCCUCCAACAACCACAACUACAGGUCCUCCAACAACCACCACAACAACAGCACCUCCAACAACUACCACAACAACAGCUCCUCCAACAACCACAACCACAGCUCCCCCAACAACCGCAACAACUACAGGUCCUCCAACAACCACCACAACAACAGCUCCUCCAACAACCACAACUACAGGUCCUCCAACAACCACCACUACAACAGCACCUCCAACAACUACCACAACCACAGCUCCUCCAACAACCACCACAACAGCUCCUCCAACAACCACAACCACAGCUCCCCCAACAACCGCAACAACUACAGGUCCUCCAACAACCACCACAACAACAGCUCCUCCAACAACUACCACAACCACAGCUCCCCCAACAACCGCAACAACUACAGGUCCUCCAACAACCACCACAACAACAGCACCUCCAACAACUACCACAACCACAGCUCCUCCAACAACCACCACAACAGCUCCUCCAACAACCACAACUACAGGUCCUCCAACAACCACCACUACAACAGCACCUCCAACAACCACCACAACCACCGCUCCCCCAACAACCACCACAUCAACAGCUCCUCCAACAACCACCACUACAACAGCACCUCCAACAACCACGACAACAACGGUUCCUCCAACAACCACCACAACAGCUCCUCCAAUAACCACCACAACCACCGCUCCUCCAACAACCACCACAACAGCUCCUCCAACAACCACAACCACAGCUCCCCUAACAACCGCAACAACUACAGGUCCUCCAACAACCACCACAACAACAGCUCCUCCAACAACCACAACUACAGGUCCUCCAACAAGCACCACUACAACAGCACCUCCAACAACUACCACAACUACAGCUCCUCCAACAACCACCACAACAGCUCCUCCAACAACCACCACUACAACAGCACCUCCAACAACUACCACAACUACAGCUCCUCCAACAACCACCACAACAGCUCCUCCAACAACCACAACUACAGGUCCUCCAACAACCACCACUACAACAGCACCUCCAACAACCACCACAACCACCGCUCCCCCAACAACCACCACAUCAACAGCUCCUCCAACAACCACCACAACUACAGAUCCUCCAACAACCACCACUACAACAGCACCUCCAACAACCACCACUACAACAGCACCUCCAACAACUACCACAACUACAGAUCCUCCAACAACCACCACUACAACAGCACCUCCAACAACUACCACAACUACAGCUACUCCAACAACCACGACAACAACGGUUCCUCCAACAACCACCACAACAGCUCCUCCAACAACCACCACAACCACCGCUCCUCCAACAACCACCACACCUACAGAUCCUCCAACAACUACCACAACUACAGCUCCUCCAACAACCACCACAACAGCUCCUCCAACAACCACAACAACUACAGGUCCUCCUACAACCACCACUACAACAGCACGUCCAACAACCACCACAACAACGGUUCCUCAAACAACCACCACAACAACUCCUCCAACAACCACAACUACAGGUCCUCCAACAACCACCACAACAGCUCCUCCAACAACCACAACCACAGCUCCCCCAACAACCGCAACAACUACAGGUCCUCCAACAACCACCACAACAACAGCUCCUCCAACAACCACCACUACAACAGCACCUCCAACAACUACCACAACCACAGCUCCUCCAACAACCACCACAACAGCUCCCCCAACAACCACAACAACUACAGGUCCUCCAACAACCACCACUACAACGGUUCCUCCAACAACCACCACAACAACUCCUCCAACAACCACCACAACUACAGCUCCUCCAACAACCACAACUACAGGUCCUCCAACAACCACCACUACAACAGCACCUCCAACAACUACCACAACCACAUCUCCCCCAACAACAACCACCACAACAGCUCCUCCAACAACCACCACAACAACGGUUCCUCCAACAACCACCACAACAGCUCCUCUAACAACCACAACUACAGGUCCUCCAACAACCACCACUACAACAGCACUUCCAACAACCACCACAACUACAGCUCCUCCAACAACCACCACAUCAACAGCUCCUCCAACAACCACCACAACUACCGCUCCUCCAACCACCACCACAACAACUUCUCCAACAACCAACACUACAACAGCUCCUCCAACAACCACCACAACAGCUCCUCCAACAACUACCACAACCACCACAACAGCUCCUCUAACAACCACAACUACAGGUCCUCCAACAACCACCACUACAACAGCACCUCCAACAACCACUACAAGUACCACUCCUUUGCCAUUAGUAUCACAUAG